Messenger RNA from Gordionus sp. m RMFG-2023, 2750 nucleotides. Its product is annotated as D(2) dopamine receptor A-like. Gene Ontology annotation, cellular component: plasma membrane. Gene Ontology annotation, molecular function: G protein-coupled receptor activity. Gene Ontology annotation, biological process: adenylate cyclase-activating adrenergic receptor signaling pathway. The record is from RefSeq and is a predicted model, not a curated record. The transcript is spliced from 4 exons. NCBI's taxonomy places the organism in Eukaryota, Metazoa, Nematomorpha, Gordioida, Chordodea, Parachordodidae. Bases 84 to 2402 code for a protein of 772 amino acids.
AGAAUACAAAAUUCUCUUGGAAUCUUAUAAAUAUAGGAUUUUUUAUUAUCCUUUUCUAGCAAACUUCCCAAAUUAGUAGUUAUAUGUUUGCUAAGAAGUUAUUCGAUUUUAUAUCUGGCCUCUCCUACUCAACAUACAUGAUAAUGCUCAUUAUUUGCACGGAUUAUGGUUUCACGAAUUCAGAUUUCCAGUUUAACGAUUCGAAUAUCAUUGUUUUGGAAAAUAGGUCUGUAAAUUCUAAGAUUUUGCAUGUGACGAAUGGCAACUACUUUCGGGCGAAUGAUAAACCAUUUAAAGACGCCGUUGAAAAGAACUUACUUAUAAAACCAAAGUCAACACGUUCUUUAAAUGAUUACCGAGGUGAUAAUCCAAGCUCAUUCCAAUUUGCCCUACAAAACAUUUAUCAGGGAUACAUUAAAUUUUAUGGCAAGAACGAAUAUAAAAGUAUAAUUGGUUUGUCGAUACAGAAAGACAAUGUUCAGGAUAUUCGAAAAGAAAUAAAUAAUAAUUCUUUAGAAAAGUCUGAUGAAGUACCCAUCGAACAUGGAAUAUAUGUAAAUGACCCAAAAUUUAACUAUCUUCUAGUCAAUCCCCAACCCGAUAACGUAGAUACUUUUAAAACCCUUGACUUAAAUACAAUUAAGCCUUCUCACAAGGAAUUAAAAUUGAACAAAACCAAUAAGAAGACGAAUAAAAAUUACAAAAUACACAAAUUUUUACCAAGAGGAUCUUCUCCUAAUAUCACCACCAAGUCACCAUCUGAUAAUAGGGAAAAGGAAAUUAGAAAAUAUGAAACUGUCUUCAAAGUCUUCAAUUAUAUUUUUCUGGUCGUUAUCAUAUUUUCGAAUAUACUAGUGAUAAGGGCAUAUUCGAGGUUUCAAAAAUUAAGGAGUAUCACCAACCGUUUUGUGAUAUCGUUAGCGGUGGCCGAUUUAUGUGUAGGGCUGAGCAGGUCGCUUCAAGAGUUAAUUGAAUUCGUAGAUCCUACUUCAGGAUCUAAGCCAUAUGCUUACAGAUGCCUUUUAUUCGGAACCUUCCCUACAACCAUGAAUGUGGCAUCAUUGUUAAGCUUGCUGGGAGUCACGAUUGAUAGAUAUAUAUCAGUAGUUAACCCUCUCAGAUACAAUUCAAUCAUGAGAGAAAAGUUAGCGAAUUCUAUUAUCGUAAGUGCCUGGGGUACAGCGUUUUUUAUAAUAUUCAUCGUUCCUCAUUUUUUCUACAUAAAACCUGGAAGAGGAUUUUGUAAUUAUCCAUACCUCUAUAAAUACCUUCUCAUAACUUAUUCCAUUUUAUACGUUACAAUAUUAUUGAUAAUAUCCUUGUUUUAUGCGAAAAUUUUUUAUGAAUGUCACAAACAUUUAUUACAAACGAUGUUCUCUGAUAACUUUUCGCAAAGAGUAACUUCACAAAAUGCUGCCUAUACUCAAAAGGAUUUGGCAUUGCAACCCGUAACUAAUGAGGAUCGUAAUUCGCUGGAAUCGGCAUCAUCCUAUAAAACUGAAAAUGAUUAUCUACAGCAUCAUUCAUCCUUGGACUCUCGCACUCAGCAACUAAAACCAUUAAUGGAAGAACAGAACGUGCCUGCCGAUUUGGGCGACGCAGUUAACAAGAUCGAACCCACAAACCUUCCAAAUAUUCCAGCAAAAGCCGCCACCACCGAACUUCAUAGCAUCAUUAAACGUACCGAGGGGUUAACUAAAAAUGAGCAAACUAAUCCUUUAUUAGAUAAAACCAACCCAAUUGCCAAUUCAAGCCAUCUCUCACGUCCCUUACUUAAAACAAGAACGGUUUCGAUCAAUGAUGAACAAGCUAAAUCUAACUUAGCAAGCGAUAACGAUCAAAAAUCCUUAACCCGAAGGGAUUCUAGUUCCUCCAAAAAAAUUAAUGAACAAUACAAGAGACGAGAAUCUGCGGGGGUCAUAAUCGCUUCCAAAACGACAAUCAUGAUAGCUAUAAUUGUCGGCACUUUCGCCCUCCUAGGGUUGCCGCUUCAAAUCGUCGAAUAUAUUCUUGUGUUUAACUCAAAUAACGUUAAAAACCUCGAACUUUUUUUUAUUGUGCAUGGCGUGUGCGUACUACUGUAUUAUUUAAAUAGCGCGGUUAACCCAUAUAUAUAUGCUUGGAAAAAUAGUGAUUUUCGAGAUGGGUUCAAACAGAUUCUAACAUGUUCGGGUAUAUUUGCCAAGGAUAACUAUACAUUUCGCCAUUUGUACGGAGAUCCAAGGUCUAGUCAUUCAUCGAGUGUUUUGCGGAUGAGUCGGAUGUUUUCUUUUCUGGGGAAAAAUAAUGAUAAAAAUAUAUCGACUCAUAAAAACAAUAAUAGCUUUUUGCCCAAAUCGCCGCCCCGCAUACCUAAAACAGACAAGAAUCUCACCACACCCAUUCAAGAUAUUAUGCUAUAAAAUCUACAAAGAUACUUGAGAUCAUAGUUUUAAAAACCAAUAUAUCUUGUGAAAUAGCAAUAAACUCACUUGGAAAAACAUUUAUUAAAAAUUUAUUUUGUUGAAUAAUUAUGUGCAUAUGUGUAACAAAUAAAUUAUCUCACACAAAUUUAUAAAUGUCAUUUAAUGCAAAACUGGUGUUCGUUCGUUACAUCAAAAUUUACAUUUUUCAUUUAUUUCUCUUAAAAAUCAUAAUAGUGAAUGAUGUUUUUUUAUGGUAUUUGACUCUAAAUAUAUUAUCCACAAUUAUUACAUUUUUAUUAUAAUCUAUUUUACAAUAUUCACAUAUUUAUUAAUUAAUAAAAAAAU